AUGGCGCCUCAAAAGCCUGCUGCCAACGACAAGGCCCCGAAAGCGAAGAAGUCUCCCACUGACAAGCAGAGCAAAGACAAAGUCGUGAAGAGGCCGGCGCGUGGAUACCACACCUUCAGGAAUGGUAUGCUCAACGUCACACCCAAGGGUGGAGAGAAGGACAUGAGGGAACUAAUAUCUUCCAGUGUCAAAGCCAACCAGCAGUCGCCUCUACUUCGUCUCCCGGCUGAGGUCCGCAACAUGAUAUGGGAAUUUGCGCUCGGCCGAAGAUUGUAUGAAAUAAAGCCCCGAAAAGUAUACGGUCGACGCACGUAUCCGCGAGGGGAUCCUAGCGAAGUCAGUCUUCUACGAGUAUGCCGUCAGAUCUAUGCAGAAGCAGCUAGUAUUCCACUGCGACAAAACACAUUCCUCAUCGCGGACCCUCUUCAACCAGAGGCAUGCUUAAGCACCUUCAAGUGUUAUCAGCGUCGCCAGAUUACUUCCCUCCGAUUCGAGUGUUCUAUGCCAUACCCUGUUGCAUACCUAUUGGAAGCCAUGGAUUGGCUUUUCUUCAUAUUGAAAUCAUCAAUGAAGUACUUGAGUAGUACUGGUGACAUCUCCGCCAUUAGGUCGGUAUUCCCUACAGCUACGAAACCGGAUGGUAUCUCGUAUGAGCAGCCUCAUGGCACGGUCGUGAUGAAGGGUAUCAUGAAUCCGGUGGUUGGGAACUGGAGCGACACAUGUCCUUCAUCUUCCAAGACUCUAGUCCUGAAAACCUCGAAAAGUUUAAUCAGAGUGCGUCCGGUCAGGUGUCCGUACGAUACAACAAGGCCCCUCAAGUAUAGUCCGCUGGGUGUUCAGAGAUGGGCAGGCGAGUCACUUCAUCUCGGCGGUUGUACAUCAAGAGAAGAGAAAGAUCAUGUCAAAUUUAUGCAAAAUGAAUCAAGUUGGGGUGGUUUAUUUUGGAAUCAAAGUUUGUAUGUUCCGUCAAGCCUAAUUACAGAAGCCGGCCACACGGCAUGUAUAUAUGAUAUUAGGCUCCUACAAGCUGUGUCUGUCCACUACUUUCACAGUCAAAUACCGACUGUCCACCAUACCAAGCCACGGGUGCCUACUUCUGAACACAGCUCGUGAUGGACUUUGCGGGAAUCUCUUCGCGUAAGAAAUUGAAAAGGAGCUCUUGAAGCUUUUCUUUUUCUUCGACUUUUGUGGCAGAGUC
Messenger RNA from Bipolaris maydis ATCC 48331, 1198 nucleotides. NCBI's taxonomy places the organism in Eukaryota, Fungi, Ascomycota, Dothideomycetes, Pleosporales, Pleosporaceae. The record is from RefSeq and is a predicted model, not a curated record.